AUGGACACGCUGCACGUAAGCCACGCGCACAGCAAGGGCUCGAGCCGCAGCCAGUCGCCGUCGACGGCCGACCUGGCGCGCGACCCGGCGGUCGUCACCGAUGACGUCAUACGCUCCAGGGUCCAGUCCACCGCGCACCAUGUCGUCAGUGAGCCCUCGUCGAAUUCCUCGUCGCGCCACAGCGAACGGGGCGGCCACCACGUCAAAUCCCACUCCAGGGACCUGGGCAGCAGCCCGAUGGUCUCCAGCGCCGCCAACUCUUCUAGAGACUUGGAAGACUCGCCACAGAAGAAGAAUGUUUCUAACCUCUUACCGUCAGUUGACUACAGCGUGUACAGCCCUAACGUGUCAUACGCGUUGUCAUCGGCCGAUGAAUAUGGGUCACCGGCAUACAGAGCCCAAGAUGGGGACUACUCGAAUCAGGACGACUAUGAGAGCAGUGCAAACGCAACAUCAGCGAAAGCGUUGGCGGCCAUAGCGCACCUUAACAGCAAGGUCGAGCGCACCAAGGACCUGAUACGACUUGAGCAGACCAAUAGGGACGAGAACGUGAACGAGUACCUCAAGCUGGCCGCCAACGCGGACAAGCAACAGCUGCAGCGGAUCAAGGCGGUGUUCGAGAAGAAGAACCAGAAGAGCGCGCUGUGCAUCGCCCAGCUGCAGAAGAAGCUCGAGGGCUACAACAAGCGCAUUAGGAAUUGGGAGCAACAUGGAACAAGCGGACAAGCACAUAGACAACCACGGGAAGUGCUACGCGAUAUGGGACAAGGAUUAAAGAACGUGGGCGGCAACAUACGCGACGGCAUCACCGGCCUCGGUGGCAGCGUGAUGGCGGCGCCUCGCGAGUUCGCCCACCUCUUCUCGCGCUCCAACCGCUUCGGGUCGGCGGACAAUAUAGCCCAGCUCGCCGAGAACACGGGUCCUUCGAACGCGUCAUCCGAAGGCUCCCGCGCCUCCGAGGUGGGGGGGGAGGCGGCGGCGCCGCGCGGCUCCACCCUGCCCAGGGCUGCCACCUCGCCGGCGCCCAAGUUCUCGCCCGACGCCUCGCCCAGCUCUUCGAUCACCAGCGAGGGCGCGCCAUACCAAACGCAGGCGGCCUCCAACAACAUGUCCGAAGCGGCGUUCUCCAUAAAGCCGAUACUGAACGAGCUGCGAGAACGCAGGGAGGACUACGAGCGUCUCGCCGAAAAGAUUGACGCGUUGAAAAACCUUUCGCAAGAGGUGUCGUUCUUGUCGGCGGCACUCCAAGAAGAGCGUUUCAAAACGGAACGAUUGGAGGAGCAAAUCAAUGAUCUCACGGAAUUGCAUCAGAACGAGGUGGAAAAUUUGAAACAAGCACUAACCGACGUGGAAGAGAAAGUGCAAUAUCAAAGCGAAGAGAGAAUACGCGACAUACACGAGGCUCUCGAUCUUUGUCAAACAAAAAUCGGCAAGCUGGAGCAGUGGGCGGCGGGGGGAGGGGGCGGCGCCGGAGGUGGAGGGGGGGCGGGUGACGCCGGCGGGGCGGCCGCUCUGCCCCCCCGCCUCCUCCUCGUGAAGCUCCUCAACGUGGCGUUGACUCUACUACAGCUGGUGCUGCUGCUGGUCGCCACAGUCGCCGGGGUGACCAUGCCCUUCCUACGCACCAGGGUCCGAGUGUUGACAACGAGUUUAGCAGUGUUGGUUGGUGUGAUGGUGUUGAAACAGUGGCCCGAAGUAACGCAGCUCUCGGACCAUUUGGUUUGGCGGCUCAAAGAGUACCUUCUCGAGAAGCACCACGACAGGUAUGAAUGCAAGUCGUUGUGUGGU
Molecule: messenger RNA, 1788 nt
Organism: Iphiclides podalirius (scarce swallowtail)
Lineage: Eukaryota; Metazoa; Arthropoda; Insecta; Lepidoptera; Papilionidae
Source: the annotation of a GenBank genome assembly